This is a messenger RNA of Dunckerocampus dactyliophorus (ringed pipefish), 6281 nucleotides long. RefSeq names its product RAD9 checkpoint clamp component A (gene rad9a). Gene Ontology annotation, cellular component: checkpoint clamp complex. The record is from RefSeq and is a predicted model, not a curated record. Gene Ontology annotation, biological process: mitotic intra-S DNA damage checkpoint signaling; DNA repair; DNA replication checkpoint signaling. The coding region runs from base 224 to 1339 and encodes 371 amino acids. Lineage: Eukaryota; Metazoa; Chordata; Actinopteri; Syngnathiformes; Syngnathidae. The transcript has 12 exons.
CACAGUCCGGAAGUGUUUUGUGGCAGCGUAAACAACACUACCAGUGUGAGUUUUCCAGUCGCCACACGACUAUCAACCAUAAAAUAGACUCAGUUAAAUACAUAUAUAUAUAUAUAUAAAAAAGACUAUGACGACGGCACUCAGUAUAUAUUUUUCCGGUUUGCUAAAGUCGCACAACUCGUUAGAAGUUAGCUGUUAGUUUAGCCGUGAAGGAGCUACAGAAAUGGACUGCGUUGUGACGGGCGGAAACGUGAAAGUAUUCGCCAAAGCCAUUCACUCGCUGUCCAGAAUCGGCGAUGAGCUCUACGUGGAACCUCAGGAAAAUGGGUUUGCCUUGCGGUCUGUCAACUCCUCUCGGUCGGCGUAUGCUUGCUUCCUGUUUGCGCCACUCUUCUUCAGCAGGUACACCAUACCCAGUGGGAAUGUCUUCCGCUGCAAAAUGGCAAUAAAGAGUGUGCAAGCAGUCUUCAGGUCUCUAGCAUCUUUGGAGAAGACCGUAGAAAAGUGUCAUAUUGAGCUGGACGAGCAAAAGGACCGCCUCACCUUCACGCUGCAUUGCAAACACGGCCUCUUGAAGACGCACAACCUCUCUUUCCAGGACAGUGAAAGCUUACAGGCCGUGUUUGAUAAGGACAGCUGUGCCAACAUACUUCGAGCCAAUCCCAGGCUGCUUGUGGACACAGUUGUGCAUUUCCCUCUCUCUCUGGAGGAAGUGACUCUUUCUGUCAGCGAUGAAAGAAUGUGGCUCAGGAACCACGUGGAUGAAGAUUUAGAGCAGUCCAAGGCCAUGCUGACUGAACUGUGUCUGGCCUCUGAGGAGUUUGACCAUUUUGCCGUCCAAACUCAGAGCAGCAUCACCUUCUGUCUAAAGGAGCUACGGGGUUUGCUGCUUUUUGCCGAGUCGACAAGUCUCCCUAUUUCUGUGUACUUUGACGAAGCGGGCAGCCCUCUUGUGCUCUCGGUAACCGACAGCAUCCUAGAGGGGAACUUUGUGCUGGCCACGCUUUCGGACGAUGCUCGAGCCACCGUCAGAAGAGGGCACACUCCCCCGCCACCGCCUCCUCCCGACGACUUCAUGAACGACGACAUGGACUCCUACCUCAUUGCCAUGGACACCAGCAUUGCACCUGGCCCUGCUCAAGCUCAUUCCGCCACUUCAAAACAGCACAAGGGAGCCAAUCACAGGCCAAGACUGCACAGUCAGGAGGAAGAGGGAACGGCUGAAGGAGAUGUGCCGCCGAAUAAGAAGUUCUGUUCCUUGUUCUUCGGGUCAGUGCUUCCUACAUCUUCACAGACGAGCAACCAGGAAGUGCUGGCCAGUGAUAGUGAGGACGACUGACUGACAGAAACUGAUGAGUGGUGAUGAAAAGCCUUAGACCAAGUGUUAUUUUGAGUGGUAAAGCCUGAACUUUUAUUUUGGAGAAAAUAAUGCUAAUAGCAACCACCAUCUAUCCCAGCUGACUUCGGGCGAGAGGCGGGGUACAUCCUGGACUGGUCGCCAGCCAAUCGCAGGGCACAUCGAGACAAACAAUAAUUCACACUCACAAUGAUAACUAUGGACAAUUUCGAGUCGCCAAUGAACCUAACGUGCACGUUUUUUUGGAACGUGGGAGGAAACCGGAGUACCCGAAGAAAACCCACGCACGCAUGGGGAGAACAUGCAAACUCCACACAGCGGAGAUUCAAACCCAGAUCUUCUCCUGACUGUGUGGCCUGUGUGACUGUGUGCUCACCACUCAGCCACCUUGCGGCCCUAGCAACCACCAUGCGUGAGUGCAAAAUAGUCAUCUCCUCUUUUAUUAUUAUUAUCAUUGUUGUUGGGCUACAGUGUGACCUUUUAGGAAUCAUGUUGAAAAGAAACAUAAAGCACUAGAUUUUUUCUGAGGAGCUUUGAAUAAAUCAACCUGAAUUUCCUAAACAUGCCAAGAAAAUGGAAUGUGUUAAAAGUAAGAUUCAGCAUAGGAAAAAGAACUUUUCAUUGUCUCUCGCUGGACCUGAAAACUUUUACCCCUUGUUUGCGGUUUCCUCCUCUCUCCCUCUUUCUCCUUCUUCUCCUCCUCUUUAUCCCUCCUUUCCUGCUCCUGUGGCUGCCACCACCUCCUCCUCCUCCUCCUCUCCUCCUCUUCCACUAGCUCAUCACUAAAGUCCUGGAUCAAGAUCGUAGGGACUUGUAUUCCGGUGCCCACCACAUUUUUGGGUUGCCUGCGGAAGAGACUAAAAUGUUUAGCUGGUUCAGUGUGAGGAACGGUCGGGUUUGGAGAGUUGGCAGGUGCUUGACGGGGGUCGGUGAAGAGAUCUUUUGAGAGGCGGCGUGUUAACCUGGAGGACUUGCGGAUACAGACGUCACCGGAAAGGCUUCUGUUGCAGCUACUGUAACCGCUUUUCUCCUUCCGUGCAAGACUCCCAGUCGCCUUGCAGGCUUGGUUGAGAUUUAUUUCCUCAUUUGCUUGUUUUUUUUUACUUGUGCUUUGUGCACCCCCUCCCUGAUGGACGUGUUCAACAACGGUAUUCGUGUGACAUAUCUUUGCACUACUUUGCAUAUCAGCUGCCAAUUGUUGCUGCAUGAUGUUUGCGUGUUCCCCGGCCUUGUCUUCUUGGGUCUGCGCCAGAGCGUCACCUUGCUCCUUUCUUUGGAGGCGGGGCCCCCCCGCGGUGUCUUCUGAUGACUCAGUCCUGUGAUAUUUAUCCUUCUGCGAGGAGCUCCUGUCAUCUGGCCGAUGCGUUACUGUUGGGGAUUGAGAGCUUUUGGCAGCUUCUUUGGAGUUGUCCUGCUCCAAGUCUGUCUUUCUUUUCUGCAUCUUUUCCACGUUUUUCAUCGCUUCAGUUUGUGUCAUUUCUCUCUUUGCCAUGCCUCUUUGUGGGUUAAUGCCACCUGUAUCCUUAAAGCUCAACUCGUUGCAGCUCCUCCAGUCCUUUGAGAGAUGCCUCGGAACUCUUUCCCAGACGUUCCCGCCUUUCCUCCACCUGGAGGAAGACAGCGACAGGCUGGAAGCCGAGCGGGUGAGGGGCACAGACAGAUUCCCCGUCUCUCUCUCUUUCUUUUCCAGGUCCUCCUGGUUGUCUUGAGCCCUCGCCCAUGCCAUACGGUAACCCUGGCAGCGACCUCUGGGGUCAAAGGUGGACGAGGGUCUGUCUUUUCUCCACUUUGCCAGCUCCUUCUCCGUGUGUCUCUCCAGAUCGCUGGCUGAUAGUGGGAUAGCACACACCUGAAACCGGAGGUUGAACAUGUGGUUACUGUUUCAUGGCAAACAUACUCCCUGUCAGUCACUGCAGCGUACACUCCUGAUUAAAAUGUUAAGACCAGUUGAAAAAUGGCAAGAAUUUACAUUUUGCACUGUUGGCUCUUAAGGAGCUUCUAAGUAGAGCUUCAAAAUGGGAGUGAGACAAAAACAUUUUUGAGUAAGCAAUUUAUUGCAAAUAAGCAAUAAAGUGAAAUAGGCUGAUCAUCAGCUGAUCAAAAGUUUAAGACCAUAGCUAAUAGAACAACUAAAAUAAAAAUAGAAAUACAAUAGGAAAAAAAAAGACUCAGUAAUGUGCUGCUCUGUUCUUGUUUGACGCCCCUGCACAACCUGAAACUCCAUUGUUCCAUUGAAGGAUCAUGAGGGCGUCCCCUCCACUGUGCCGUGUGGAAAACAUCUCAGGUGGGAUCUCCUUGCCAUGCCAGUAACGUUGGAAGCCAUCAGGACCGUCAAGGUUACAUUUUUUCCUCAUCAGAGAAUAAAACUUUUUUUCCACCUUUCAAUGUCCCAUGUUUGGUGCUCACAGGCAAUUCCAAACGGGCAAUUUUGUGGCGUUGAAGGAGACGAGGCCUUUUGAAGACCCUUUUUUUUUCUCUUAAAACCCUUCUCUCAAAGAUGGCGUCUGAUGGUUAUUGGACUGCACUCGGCGCCAGUAACAACCUUCCUUUGGGCCGAGGAUGGUCCCGUGUCUUGACGGAUCCUCCGGCUCAGGGCUGGUGAAUUUCUUUUUAGUCUAACACUUGACUUUUUUGUUCUAUAACCCUCAGGAUGUUUGAAGAAGUUUCAAAUGACUGUCCUACCGCGUCCAACCUCAGCAGCAAUGGCGCGCUGCAGCUCAACAAUCCCACCGCAUUCAAAGAGAGAAAGUCUUUUUGCCUUUGCCAUCAAGAGAUCAUGACCGUGUGAAUACCUCACAGAAAAUGACAUUGAGUCCACAUGUUUGCCAAGUUUUUGGCUUUUAAAGGCUGUGGUCUUAAACUUAUAAUCAGCUCAUUUGACUUCAAAGCUUGUUUUCAAUAAAUUGCUUACUCAAAAAAAGUUGUUGUCUCUCUCCCAUUUCUUCUUUUCGCAUUUUGAAUUUCUACUUAGAACCUCCUUAAGGUCCAACAGUGAAAACAUUUUAAAUUAUUGCAAUUUUUCAACAGGCCUUAAAAUUUUGACAAGGAGUGUAUAAUUGACCCAAAUAUAAGACAUUUGGUCGUAUAUUUGGCGAGAUUUGCUACAUGAGAUACAUGCAAACCAACAGGUGGCGCCAAAGCAAGUCAGAGCUUUUCCUCUGUCACUCACACACUAGUGCUAGAAAAACACAGCCGCGAAUGUCUUAAAAGUUGUCAGCCAGUUGAGAUCGUGUUGUUCUUACCUCUGCGAUGAAGUCGUCCUCCACUUCUUGGACCUCACACCUGACAUCUCUCAGCCUCUGCAGAGUCUCCAUCUGACCCUGGCACCGCUUUCUUUGCUCGGCCCGACCCAGCACCCUCCGCACCAGCACCACUGCCACCUGCAGCAGCACCCGCACCCCUUAUACAUGACACGGAUAACUAUGUUGGUUAUUGUUGUGGUUUCCUACUGCAUCAAACUGAGAGGUGCUGUCCCUGGAAACAGCUCUCAGUAUGCAAAUAAAGUACAAUUCACAAUAUUGUUAUGCAUUAUCUUGGGUGUUAUUUAAGUGGUGGUUGUUUGGGAUCUCAUGGGUGUAAGCGAGGGAUUUACCAUUGCAGAAAAACAGGUCCCACACUCGUAGCAGGGUGUUGAAGGGCAGGUGGCGUGUGAACAAACACAUCAGCCAGUCUGUGGCGAACAUCAGGGGCUCCACCCCGUGCUGCUGCAGGUGUUUGUAUGCGGGGGGGCAAGCUCUUUUCAAAACCCAGGUCAGCAUCGUUGCAUCGAACAAGACUCCUUCCUUGGUGACACAUGCAGCUCAGGAUGAACAGUCCCAGCAUUCAUGAAGGUGUCACCACUAUUAUGAUGAGGUGUUCACUGACAUGCUGUAUACUGUGUGUUAACUUGUGUAGCCUCACCAGCAGAGGGCUGUAGUAUCCUGGUAGGUAGAGCUCACUAAUUUGCACCAGACACCAGAAGGCCUCCUGUCACAGGUCAGCAUCCACAAGACGACAUUAAAACCCGUUCCCUUUUAAUUUGCAAACCAUUUUGACUGUUGAAUGAAUGUACUGUAUAUAACUUCUUCGCUUAUCUUUACAAAAUAUCAAUGUGGCCCUUGCAUCCUUUCAUUUUUCACUAUGUGGCCCUCAGUGGAAAAAGUUUGGACACCCCUGCCUUAAGAGUUAAGUAGAGAAUAAUUCUCAGUACCUCAGCUGGCAUGUUCAUCAAGAGGACUGCAGCCACUGGUCCUUGAGCCUGGCAGUACCCUUCCUCGGGUUUGUACUGAGUGUAGGCUUUCAACACCCGGAACAAUCCUUGCUGCCUAGACACGCACAACAGGACUGGGUUCCGAUAAAUCUGCCUUUAACGUAAAAGGCAAAUGGCAACAUCAAAUAUGACAAAUAGUGUUUGAAUGCAGCGUACCCGUGUCCCUCCUUGGAGAGGAACAUCUCGUGGAAAGGAAACUGUCGGUCCAGAUCUCUCUCAAUGACGGCCACCCACUGCUGCGGAGCGACCUUUGAGUCCAGAGACUGGCACGGGGUGGGGGGUGAGUGAGAUGAGUAAUAUGUGUUUUGUAUUGUUGCAUCUGUCCGUUGUGUCUGAGGUUUUUUUUACCUGGAAGAGGUGUUUGCUGUUGUUAAUCCUGGUGACGGCGCCACACAGCCGAGGCCAGCACUUUGCUCGGAGUGAGGAUGGGAUGCCUUUCUGACACUGAACUUUGACCUGCCAUCAACACACUGGCCAACUGAGACAGAUAGAUGAUAGAUAGAUGGGUAGAUAGGUAGGCGGGCAUACCAUGUUGUUCUUUUUUAACAAGAUGCUUUCCCAUUGGUCCAUGACAUUGAUCCACUUGGCUUCCCUCUGUCUGACCAGUUGAGGUCGUGGGCCCACAGUCCUGCUGACAAAUCAAAUCAAUAAAAAAAAUGCAAUUUUCCUCAGAAA